This is a messenger RNA of Fusarium mangiferae, 2064 nucleotides long. RefSeq lists its product as uncharacterized. The coding region runs from base 1 to 2064 and encodes 687 amino acids. Gene Ontology annotation, biological process: amino acid transmembrane transport. Gene Ontology annotation, cellular component: membrane. NCBI's taxonomy places the organism in Eukaryota, Fungi, Ascomycota, Sordariomycetes, Hypocreales, Nectriaceae. The record is from RefSeq and is a predicted model, not a curated record. Gene Ontology annotation, molecular function: L-amino acid transmembrane transporter activity. The transcript is spliced from 3 exons.
AUGAACGACUUUGCAGCAUAUCAGGAGCACAGCCGUGAGCCACCACGACGUGAAGAGCCAGAAUGGGACAGCGACCGUUCGGUGAUCUUUAGGGAGACCGAUAAUCCCAAUGGCAUCUUUACAUCAGCACCCAAGGAAGCCUUCAAGCUUGGGUACUUUGAUGUCAUGUGCCUGGUUCUUAACCGAAUGAUUGGAACCGGCAUCUUCAAUUCGCCACAGAGAGUAAUGGAAGGAACCCGUUCAACGGGCGCAUCUCUUCUCCUCUGGCUGGCGGGCAUGAUAUACUGUCUCUCAGGCGUCCAUGUCUACAUAGAGUACGGUCUCAACGUUCCCCGCUACACCAUCAACGGCAUUGAACAGAGCGUACCUCGCAGUGGCGGUGACCUCAAUUACCUCCAAUAUGUUUACCAAAAGCCUGCAUAUAGAAGAGGCACCGUACUCUUGAGUACAUGCAUGUUCGGUUUCUGUUUCAUUGCUCUCGGAAACAUGGCGGGCAACUGUAUCAGCUUUGCUACACGAGUGCUAUACGCAUCUGGCAAUACUGACCCGGCUCCUGGAGCCAUCAGGGGUAUUGCUAUCGGAAUAGCAAUCCUCACCUGCUUCAUCCAUACCUUCUCUCGACGAGCAGGCAUUCUUCUCAACAACAUGCUGGCAAUCAUAAAAGUCAUGAUCCUCCUACUCAUUAUCGUGACAGCUAUUGUGGUUGGUGCCGGAGCUUUAAAGACUACCAAGGGCGAGAAGGUCAAGAACUAUAUCUCGGAAAAUACUCAGCCAUCUCGUGCCUUUGCAGACUCUGGUGAUGCUAAUGGCUAUGCUCACGCUUUCUUGGCCAUCAUCUUCAGCUUCUCUGGCUUUGAACAACCCAACUAUGUCAUGGGUGAGAUUAGCAGGCCAAGGCGAAAGCAUCCGAUCGCCAUGAUGCUUGGUGUCGGUAUUGCCAUUGUGCUUUAUAUGGCUGUCAACAUCUCAUAUAUGGUCGUGGUCCCAGAGAAGGAUCAAAUAAGCACCAACGUAGCGCAAGAAUUCUUCGAGAGAACUCUCGGCUCCCUGACCGAAGACGAGACUGGCCAGCGGAUCUUCAACGCUUUCCUUGCCAUAUCAAGCAUGGGUAACAUCAUUGUGAUGACUUACACCGCUGCACGGGUAAAGCAAGAGAUCGCCAAGGAAGGUAUCAUUCCCUACGCCAAGUUCUUUGCUCAAGACGGCGACAUCUCUCUGGGUCGAUUGCUAUCAUGGCUCAAGAAGAAGGGUAUGUUCAGCUCUCUUCUGAGCACACGCUGGCUCUCUCCCGAAGACCACAGAGAGAAAACGCCUGUUGGUGCCUUCGUCUUGCACCUUACAUCCUGCUUCAUUCUCAUCUUCGCCACUUGGGGUAUGGACUACUUCAAUUCAUACACUUUACUCACAAGUCUGAGCGCAUAUGUCAUCAAUGCCUUCUUUGGCAUCUUUCUGGGUCUUGGUAUCCUGAUCCUCCGAUUCAAGGGACCACCACAAACAGACAAGGAUGAGAUUCACAGCCCAGCAGCAGUUCCCCAGACUUGGCGACAGAUGACUGGCAAGCAUAUCAACCCGACACUCAGCGUUAUAUGCGCGGUUAUAUACGUAAUUGGUGGCUUGUGGCCCAUUGUCACUAUCUGGAUCAAGCCCUCAACACCACAAAGCCUCCAGUGGUGGCUUGUCCCAGUCAUCACAUGGUCCGUCAUCGGUGGCAGCAUUCUCUGGUUCCUCGGCUUCGUCUCUUUUGCAUGGCGCCGGAAACAGAAGAGGAACGAGAUCUUUGUCGUGGAGAAGAAGCCCGAGUUCGAAAGUGCUGAUGGUUCUGAUGACUCGGGAGAGAAGUCGGGCGGCUAUGUGCUUGUACACGAGACAGUUUACCUAAGUUGGAUCGCAGGGGAAGUUCAUGAGUCAAGAGGGACUGGCCGAACGGGCUUUGACGAACAGGCAGACACAAUACCGGUGCCUGCGGCCAGUCGAUAUGCUGGCACUGACUUUGAAGCAUUUUAUGAGGACGACCACCGAGGUGCAGCGCCAACAAGGGGGUACAAUACCGGAUAUAGGCCAUGA